GCGAGGCGAGGCGGCGGCCAUGAGGGGCGGGAAGCCUCGGCCGGGGAGCCGCAGCGGCGGCGGCGGCGGGGAGACGCGCCGGGCGGCUUGAAGGGCCCGGCCGGGCUGCGGGCUGAGGCGAGGCGGCGGCGCGACCUUUCGGCGCAUGAUGGCGGCGGCGGCGCGCCUGUGAGGGGCUGCGGGGCGGCCGGGCCGGCCAUGGCGGCGGGCGUGAGCUACUCGCCGCCCUGGUGGGUGAGCCUCCUGCACCGCCUGCCCCACUUCAGCCUCCGCUGGGAGGCCACCGGCGACGACUUCCGACCGGAGGACGCCGAGUACCAGCAGGCCCUGUUGUUGUUGGGUGGGGUUGCUGUGUCUUGCCUUGCUCUGGAUCUCCUCUUCCUCCUCUUCUACUCCUUCUGGCUGUGCUGUCGGCAUCGGAAGAGCGAAGAGCAACUGAAUGCGGACUGCUGUUGCACCGCCUGGUGCGUCAUCAUAGCAACGCUGGUCUGCAGUGCUGGUAUAGCUGUUGGCUUCUAUGGAAACGGGGAGACCAGUGAUGGUAUUCAUCGGCUGACAUACUCCCUACGGCAUGCCAAUCGCACUGUUUCUGGGGUCCAAGACCGGGUGCUGGACACGGCAGUUGCUCUGAACCAAACGGCAGAACCAAACUUAGUAGUCCUUGAAGAAAUGUUUGCCAAGCAGACAGAUUACCUGCAUGUUGUUCAAAAGCUCCAAGGGCUGCUAGAUGAUCUGGUGAGGCAGACAACAGAGAUCCCUUUCUGGAAGAACGACAACGUCUCUCUGGAAGAGCUGGCAGUCCGGAUUGAUCUGUAUGACUGGUACAGGUGGCUGGGAUAUUUGGGCCUGCUCAUGUUCCAUGUCCUGAUCUGUUUGCUGGUGCUCUUUGGGCUGAUCAGAAACUCAAAGGCCAUUUUGAUGGGGGUAUGUCUUCUAGGGGUUCUUGCCCUCAUUGUGAGCUGGGGAUCACUGGGUCUGGAGCUAGCUGUUGCUGUGGGUUCAAGUGACUUCUGUGUCAGUCCUGAUGCUUAUGUCUCCAGGGUGGUAGAAGACCAUGCAGUUCUCACUACUGAUACUCUGAACUAUUACCUUGCCUGCAAUGCUGGUUACCCAAACCCCUUCCAGCAGAAGCUGUCGGGAAGCCACAAAGCCCUGGUGGAAAUGCAUGACGACGUGCUGGAGCUGAUGAGGUCGGCCGUCAGGGAGUAUCCCACCUCCAAGGAAUACCUGAACCGGAUCCAGGAAGUUCUGAACUCCACUGAAAUCAACCUGCAGCACUUGACAGCCUUGGUGGACUGUCGGAGCCUGCAUUUGGAUUAUGUCCAAGCACUGACAGGCUUCUGCUAUGAUGGCGUGGAAGGGCUGAUCUACUUGGUGCUCUUCUCCUUUGUCACAGCCCUGAUGUUCAGUUCCAUAGUGUGCAGUGUCCCCCACACAUGGCAGCAGAAAAGGAGUUCAGAUGAUGAGGGAGAGGAUGAAUCCACAGCCCAAGGGAACCGGCAAACUCAUGACAACUUGUACCGGGUGCACAUGCCCAGCCUUUACAGUUGCGGGAGCAGCUACGGCAGCGAGACCAGCAUCCCAGCAGCAGCGCACACAGUCAGCAAUGCCCCCGUCACAGAGUACAUGAGCCAGAAUGCAAAUUUCCAGAAUCCUCGCUGUGAGAACACCCCAUUGAUUGGUCGAGAGUCUCCACCUCCUUCUUACACCUCCAGCAUGAGAGCCAAAUACCUCGCCACCAACCAGCCUCGGCCAGACUCUGGCAGCGUGCAUUAAAAACUAGAAUACCUUUAAAAGUGAAAUCGGAACAAAAUGUGCCAACCACUGCCGCCAUCUUGUACUGCCCUUGCAGAGCAGCCCUGCUUUCUUCCUGACCCGAAUCCGGCUCUGUGGCUUUUCCUGCUUCUCUGACCCCUCCUGUUGCCUGGUUCAUACUCAUUUUUGGAAGAAACCUGGAUGGAAGCCAGUCGGAGACAAGGCUUGGUAGAGUUGUGCGUGGAGGGGGAGAGACAGUGGCCAAUAGGCAUGCAUGCAUGCACAGUAGGAUUGCCAGUUGAUCUGGGUCAGCCCUCUGUAUCAAUAUGGGACCAGCUUUGCCACCAUCCAGCCGGGAAGAAGUUUGCAAAGAUGUUGGCCUCCUCCCCCUUCUCUCCGACCACUUCAGUCAUACAAAAGAAAAAAUUAACCUCAUCAGGCAACCCGAGAAAAGUUGAUCUCUCUGUCUUGCAGAAGUGCCAUGGAUUAUAACUUGCUACACAAGGGAGGACUGUUUAAUGCGCACACAGUCAUAACGCUCAUGUUUUGCCCAGCUCUAUCUGCAAACUUUACUGUUUGUUUUUGUAGUUUUGGUUGUUUAUUUUUUCUUUUUGGUGCUAAUUUGGAGAAAGAAUUGCCUAUUCUUCGAGGCCUGAUCCAUCUCCUACUUGGAAUUGAGUGUGUUUCUUGUCUUUCCUUUUUUAAAAUGGAUAGAUCUGUCAAUUCCCUUUGUGGCUCUUAGAUAACACAAUUUCUUCCUUCGUACCUAGCCCUAACUUUGAAGGGAGAAGUAGGUAGUUCCUGCAAUGGCUGCUGUUUGCGCAGAACUCCCUGUGUGCACACAAGAUCAUGCAUGUUUUCCCCCGCAGCUGUGCAGAACUGGACUGUGCACAUUUUACCAGGAACUAUUGUGUAAAAAUGUUCCAGGAAAAGAUGUAAGGAGCAUUGGAGUGGAGUUUGGGAGUGUUUGAACGUGACAGUAAAAGAACAGUCCUCUACCAGAUGCGUGAGACUGAAGCAUUAGCUUUUAGAUGUGGGAACCUUUGGACCAUCCAGGGUCUCAAAACACAGAAAGAAAGCAAAUGAUUAAAUAAAUAUCAGAACAGCCCCCUCCUUUAACAGUCUAAAUUUCAUAUUUGGCUCAAUUCUAGUUGCCUCUUAGUGUGCCGGAGUUGGGGCAAGUAAAAUUUAAAUGAUCAUUUGGGCGAUCGGAUGAGCAAGAUUGUCAGAUGCCUGAGCUGAUCCCAUGGUUCCUGUGACUAAAAAGUGCUCUUCGUAUUAAGAACCAUCCCAAAAGAAUCAACUUCCAAGGAAACAUCAAGCAAGGAAGACCGUUUUCAUUUUUGAAAUAGUGUUUGGGUUUUCCUUUCAACAUAACUAAACCCAAAGGAGAAAGGUAGAAUCUCUUAAAAGGCAGGUGAAAGAGUUCAUUAUUUUUGCAUGCAGCUUCAAGUGUCCAAAGAACUCCCUUUAGACUUAGAACACUUUAUUUUUUAUCUUCAUUGAGCUGUGUGCUGGAAGUAGGGCGGCUGCUAUGGCUUUCAGUUAACGGCUCUCCCAUGUUCCAAGGAAGCCUUCCCUUAGAAAUAUUUCUUGCUCCAAAAGGUGAUUCUUUUCAGCCCAUGUGCUGAGAAAACAAAGGGGCACUAGAAGGCCUUAAAACCCUUGGCUAUUGCCAGUGGCAUCGUGUGAACGGAGGAUGAAGUCAGUUCAUUCACUUUCCACGUUCGUGUAGUUUAAUCCUUAGUAAUCCCUUUAAGAGCCUGAAGAUCCACCAGGAGUUAAAAGUGUUGUGCAGAUACACAAAUUAGCUUAGUAAGCUUUUAAGUAUGUUGGAGUCUGUGUUAUGGUGUCAUGGCAUCUAGUGUUGUUAGGAGGGGCAGCGAAGAAGUUAAAACCAGCUGCUGCUGUUCCUCAGAUACCUGACAAGAGAAAAUUAUUUUCCAUCAUCUUGACAGUCAGCCUCUGAGAAUGGACCACCUCUCCAUUUAUAGGGCAAGCGACAACCAUGAGUUGGCCACAGAGCGUGUGCUUGGCGGGCUGCAGCAGAUUGUGCCUCUCCCCAAUGCAUGCGUUUUCGAAACACCUGUUUCGUUCUUCACAUUUGUAAGAUAACACACGUAAAUCCGAAAAUGUGCAGAGGGGACUUUAGAAGAUCCUGAGGAAGCAGCCCUAACUAUACCAAACUCCGUUUGGUAGCAUAGCUGUAGUUCUUGGAGGGAGAAACCUUGAGAAAGCAAAUCUUUCAGGCAAGUGUCCCCCUGCCCCCAAUUAUGUUUUAGGAUUAAAAAAGAAAGGGUUAGAAUAAACUGCUGAAGACCAUGGUUUAACCCAUGGCAAGGACCAAUCCUUAUAUCACAGCAACCGCUAUAGAAAUUACCUUCACAGUCUUGCUUCCCAGCCAUAUCAACUACUUACGCUGUGAAGAGGAGUCCCAACAGGCCAUGUUGGUUUAUCCCAAAUGGCACGUGGAAGAUGCGAAUAGAUGUGGAUCCUAAAGAGGAGACUCUGAUGGAUUUCCCCCCUUACAAUGCUACUACAAUGCAAGCCAUGAGGUCUCUGUACACUGCCUGCAUUCCAUCCUGGGACGGGUAGACUUGGCUUCCAGAGAUGGUCAUGGCAAACAACGGGCUUACAGUCUACGAUACAAGACCUUGGUAUAUUUUAACAAACGAGGUGAGACAACUUUUUGGAACCUUUUUUUAAAAAAAACGCCAGUGGACUCCUGUGUGGCAUCCACAGCGCACGAGGAUCUCCUGCGGCUGGCCUACUACAUGGAUCUGCUUCAGAGAGUGUGUGUAUGUGUGAGCGUGUGUAUGUGGUCGCUUGCACGGGUGUGAAAAGAAGCUCACCACAACCGCAACCUGCCAGCGAGGUGACUUUUGUGCAGUCACUUGCACAAACUUGAAGCGUCACAUGGUUGCAGCAUGUUUGUGAAAUGAGCGUCUUUGAAGUUAUACUCCCAGCCUUUGCUUUUCAGAGCCCACGUCUAACAAGACUGAUCCCAAAUCUCCUGAUGGGCAGGGUUCAUCUUUUAGCUGACUUUGGUGCUCGUUGAGGCUCUGAAAUGUUUUUGCUAUAGCAAGUAAACCUGUAAAAGACUCUCUUCUCCCCUUUUCCUAAUUUGUAUGAGGUUUUAAGUAAUAUGAUACCUUGACACCAUAUUGCUUGGAAUGUGUCCCCUGGCUGAUCUCCUCAGCAACCUUCCGUCACUUCAAGGCCACCGUCAUGCUAUUGACUUACAUUUCAGACAUUCAGGAGAAAUCAGAGUCUAGUCUUGUCUGAAUCCAGAUGAGAAGGCAGUAGACUGGAAUAUAAGUAACUGGAGUGGUAAAGAUCAUCUUUGCUUUUCCCUCGAACACACACAUCGCAAUCUGCUUGUCUAGUUUAUUUGGUUAGGUGUUUUCUUUCUCCCACUCCAACAUCACAGCACCAUUUUUUUAAAAAAAUCAAUAAAUUUGUGAUGUGAACAGAGGAUCUUGUCAAGCACACAAACACCUCCACAAUGUGAAAUGUAAAUAGCAUGCUGAGACUCUUUGCGUCCAGUGUUCAAGACUGCAUUGUAAUUGUUUAAAAAAAAAAAAGGAAAUCGAAUCAAGACUUGGCUGUGAAUUUUUUUUCUUUUGUGCUGUCUUGGGAAAUAUAACUGUAGUGUUUGUAUCUUGUAUGUAAUAUUAACUGAUUCCAUUUGA
Eublepharis macularius is the source of this 5447-nucleotide messenger RNA. It is a transcript of the gene TTYH3, whose product is annotated as tweety family member 3. NCBI's taxonomy places the organism in Eukaryota, Metazoa, Chordata, Lepidosauria, Squamata, Eublepharidae. The coding region runs from base 199 to 1776 and encodes 525 amino acids. Gene Ontology annotation, cellular component: plasma membrane. The record is from RefSeq and is a predicted model, not a curated record. Gene Ontology annotation, molecular function: volume-sensitive chloride channel activity; intracellularly calcium-gated chloride channel activity. The transcript has 14 exons.